GACAGUCGGUCGGUGAUCGAGUGGCCCAGGUUACUUACCCUCAUCAUGAAGAGCCUUUUUGCUACCAUGUUGGGCUACUUGCUCCUUGGGUUGGUGCUGUCUCAUGCCAGCUUUGCAACUGCCACAAAUGGAGUUAUUCCAGCAGUGAUUCCGGCAGUGCCCGCUACUGUUCCUCGCCUGGUUCCCGUGGCCACCAGCCAUCAGUUUGUCACUCGAAACUGGAAUCGAGUUUUCGUGCCCCCCGCCACGGUGGCCACUUAUCCCAACACCUAUGUUAAGUACAGCGGUGGCUAUCCGGCGUAUCCCGCCUACAAUUACCCAUACGCCACCACCUAUCCGUACACCUAUCCCUACUACUAUCCCACUUAUAACGUUGGAUAUGGUUACAAGGGUGUCUGGUGAUCUGCAACGGACAUAGCCUACCUUUAAUACAUUGUGAUAACACUCGAUACCAAAUGAUAUUAUAUUAUGAUAUAUAUGACAAAUUUAAUCAAAAACUUAUUUCAUAUUAGAUUCAUACAACAAAUUGUAUAAAAUAUAUAUAUAUAUAUAUAGAGAGACAAUCUCGAUAUUAUAAAUAAAUGUUUCUUUGUCCAUUUAUUGAACAUGCUCAUUCAAUUCGAUUAUUUGUUAUUAAGGAAUAUCACACCUGUAUACACUGUACUUGGCACGUCGCCAAAAAAGCAACAGUUUAGCCAUAUACCGACUUAAUAGUGACACAAUGAUUGUGGUUAACCAACUUGUACUUUUAUUUUUGAAUAACACGACAAAAUAAGGAACAAUUUCAAUGCUUUCUAAAAGAAAAAUGGUGCUGCCACUGCAGGAGCAAGGAAACGAGUUGGCUGAAUGAGUCGGGCGCCAGUUGCAGGGAAUGGAGCAGUAGCCAGGAUGCGGGCAGGAGCAGUCGGAGCAAAGGCGGCAUUAAACUGGUUAAAGUAGUCCAAGCGCUGGCUGCUGGAUACGGCCAGGGGAGAUGCACCCAAAGGAUUAACCAAAGGAGCGCCAGCAAAGGGACCAGCAGCAUAGGCGCCAGCAAAAGGUCCACCUGAUCCUGGAUAGAGUCCGAAAGUAGAGGCCGAAGGAAACAGUGCUGGAUCCACAGCUGGCUUGGCUGCCACACUGGCCAGCAGUCCCAGGGAUACGAGAAUCAACUGAAAACAGAAAAGAGCCAAAUCUUACAAAAUCCUUGCCAAAGAAUUUGCUUACCAUUUGCUGCAUUUCAAAAGAGAUUGCUGCUGCCACAAGAUCCAAAAACUGAAUAUGCAUUGGCUUGGAUCGACUCAAAGGUUUUAUAGUUAUUGUGGGCGUAGAAGACCACAGCUGGCCUGGCUAAUUGGCGCUCCAAAUUGUCAAACACUUGGCUCCAAAAGCGGCCUAAAUGGCAGGUGCUGGCAGAGCAGCCAACCGCCACCCAUUUGCAUACGAUCCGAU
Messenger RNA from Drosophila melanogaster (fruit fly), 1431 nucleotides. RefSeq lists its product as uncharacterized. Bases 46 to 402 code for a protein of 118 amino acids. The record is from RefSeq and is marked reviewed. The transcript has 2 exons. Lineage: Eukaryota; Metazoa; Arthropoda; Insecta; Diptera; Drosophilidae.